Molecule: messenger RNA, 2225 nt
Organism: Polyodon spathula (Mississippi paddlefish)
Lineage: Eukaryota; Metazoa; Chordata; Actinopteri; Acipenseriformes; Polyodontidae
Product: lipase maturation factor 2-like
Exons: 14
Coding region: 117-2225 (702 amino acids)
Biological process (GO): protein maturation
Cellular component (GO): endoplasmic reticulum membrane
Source: RefSeq, a predicted model, not a curated record
GAAGGGCCUGAGCUGUUCCAUGCUGGAAUAAACUGCAGAAGUAGACGUGUCUUUAUUUGCUUCCCCUAUCACAAACUGCACAUUGAAGGAGCAUAUAAAAUAGUCAUACCUAAAAAAUGGGUGACAUUAAACUUCCAAAGCACAUGUUCCUUUGGAGCAUGUCUGUCAUUUAUAUGUUUGCAUUUGCGUCUCUUUAUGUACAGAUACCAGGUCUCUAUGGGAGUGAUGGGGUCCUGCCUGCCCGGCGCAUGCUUCGGUACACGGGGAAGCCUCUCCUGGAGCAGCUGCAGGACUCCCCUACCCUGCUGUGGCUGGGUCCUCAACUAGGCCUGGACACCCAGCAGGGGAUGGAGUUAAUCUGCCUACUGGGGACUUUGAUGGCUUUUGGUGCAAUGGUGUGGGAACCCCUGAGAGAUGCACUCGUAUUCUUCUGCCUCUGGGUACUGUACCUUUCACUCUACCAGGUUGGCCAAGUCUUCCUCUACUUUCAGUGGGACAGUCUGCUGCUAGAGGCAGGGUUCCUCACUGUCUUGGUAGCUCCCUUCAACCUCUUCAAAUGGAAGUCCACUGUGUCCAAGCACCACGAUGGCAUCACCUUCUGGCUCAUCCGCUGGCUCUUCUUCCGGCUCAUGUUUGCUUCUGGAGUGGUUAAGCUGACCAGUCGCUGCCCAACCUGGUGGGGCCUCACAGCUUUGACUUACCAUUAUGAAACCCAGUGCAUCCCUACACCUGUUGCCUGGUUUGCCCAUCAGCUUCCAGUCUGGUUUCAGAAGCUCAGUGUUGUCGGUACCUAUGCCAUUGAGAUCGCAGUCCCUUUCAUGUUUUUUGCACCCAUCAGAAGUAUGCGAAUCGUCUCCUUUUACCUGCAGGUCUUUCUUCAGAUUUUAAUCAUUCUGACUGGAAACUAUAACUUCUUUAACCUCCUGACCAUUGUGCUGAGUCUCUCCUUGCUUGAUGAUGAGCAAGUGCACUUAUUCCUCCGGCACAGGAAACAAAACAAAUCUCAGCCCCGGACUCAGACACUGAUAAAAUGGGGCACAGCUCUUGCAGAACUAGCAUCCUAUUGCUUAGUUGUUUACUGGAUGUUGGUGUAUUUUGAACUUGAAAUCAACUGGGAAAAGAAAAGCAUAUCCUCAAAAACAGCGUUCACUUAUCAUGAGUUUAACCAGUGGUUGAAGACGGUUACGAUUCCUAGUAUUUGGAUUGGAGUUCUGUCUCUGACCUGGGAAGUAAUCACGGCCAUGUUCAAGUGUGCCAGUGUGCGGGGAUUCUUUUGGAAGAUGUGGGCCACUAUCCAGUGGGCUAUAUUUACCGUUGCAGCCGCUUGCAUGUUUGCUGUCAGCCUGGUCCCUUACACCUACAUUGAAAGUGACUCCAACAGCAAAAUUUGGCCAGGCGUGAGGACAAUGUAUGACAGCGUUGACCGCUUCCAGCUUGUAAACUCCUAUGGGCUUUUCAGAAGAAUGACUGGAGUUGGAGGUCGUCCGGAGGUGGUAGUGGAGGGCAGUUACGAUAAGGAAACCUGGACGGAAAUAGAGUUCAUGUAUAAGCCUAGCAAUGUUAGCGCUGCCCCCCCUGUAGUUGCCCCACACCAGCCUCGACUCGACUGGCAGAUGUGGUUUGCAGCGCUCGGCCCCCACACUCAAAGCCCCUGGUUCACUGGACUCGUCCUGCGACUCCUUCAGGGGAAGAAGGAUGUUAUUAACUUAGUGCAAGUGGAUGAGUCUCAAUACCCCUUCAGAUCACAUCCUCCAACUUUCAUCCGAGCCCGGCUUUACAAGUACUGGUUCACCAAGGUCAACGAGGAUGGUUCAGUGCCUCAGAAGUGGUGGAGGAGGCAGUUUUCUGAAGAAUUUUACCCCACAGUUUUUCUUGGUGAUCCCAACUUGGAUUCCCUGAUCAAUCAUUUUGGACUUAAGGACAAAGGACAGACAAAACGCAACGCUGAUGCAUGUUUGCCAGUUACUCUGAGAGCCGUGCGUGAAUAUGCCCGACCUCUCCCUGCCCCCGUGAUUCUGUGGUCCCUCUUCUUUACCGGGGCUGCAAUCUGUCUCCUAAAAGUGCUUUUCAGUGGGCCUCGUAGAAGCAGCCGCAAAAACAAGAGAAAGGAGGCUGUAGCUGCUGUGGAGAAGAAUGACCAAACUAUGAAAAAAGAGGAAAAGGAGAAAACCAAACGCACAGAAAAUUCAGCAGAUUCUGACAAACAUGCUAAGAAAAGGAAAUAA